AUGGCAUCUGAAAAGGGGCAAUGGUCAACCAUUCUCGUCGAUACCUUUCCACCCGUAACGGAUCCGAGAGAAAUGCAAACCAUCCUAACCUUCAGCCUUCGGGACCUUUUUGGUGAUUUUGAGCCGCAUUCUUGCUUGAUAGAAGUGUCAAAAGGUACAGAGAAUCUCAUCGAGAUCAAGUGCCCCACAGAUUCUGCCAAGGAAAUCCAAGCAGCUCUUACCAUGGUGACACCUCCACCGUACAUGGAAAAUACCCAAUAUCGCUUUGACGUGGUCAACGUCGAACAAAAAGUCCAAAAAUCGACAUCAUGA
Seminavis robusta is the source of this 312-nucleotide messenger RNA. The record is from the annotation of a GenBank genome assembly. Lineage: Eukaryota; Bacillariophyta; Bacillariophyceae; Naviculales; Naviculaceae.